This is a messenger RNA of Rhinolophus ferrumequinum (greater horseshoe bat), 762 nucleotides long. It is a transcript of the gene NOTO, whose product is annotated as notochord homeobox. The coding region runs from base 1 to 762 and encodes 253 amino acids. The record is from RefSeq and is a predicted model, not a curated record. Gene Ontology annotation, molecular function: DNA binding. Lineage: Eukaryota; Metazoa; Chordata; Mammalia; Chiroptera; Rhinolophidae. Gene Ontology annotation, biological process: neuron differentiation; central nervous system development. The transcript is spliced from 3 exons.
AUGCCCAGCACGGUGGGCGCUGUGGUCCAGCCCCCGAGCUCAGGAUGCUCUCCAGCGCCCCGGUCCCCCUCGCUCCUGCGCCUCUCCGCCGGCCCGGACACUCCCCGCACUCCCCGACGCCUCGAGUCCUCCUUUUCCGUGGAAGCCAUACUCGCGAAGCCCGAGCCCCGGGCGCCCGUCACCUCCCGGCUGUCCGUCUCCGCCUCCGCUGCCUCGGGCCUCUGGACGGCUCCCUCCCGGUCUCCCGCCCCGGUUCUGCCCUGGGAGUGCUCCGCGACGUGGCUGCCCGCCUACCCGAGCGUGGCGCUCUAUCAGCGGUGUCCCCAGCCCCCUGCGUUAGGGCUGCGAGUGGCUCACCUGUGCGGCCUCCAGGGCCUGGGCGUCACAGGCUUGGAACUGGCUCACUGCCCAGGCCUCUGGACUCCCCCAGACUGGGCCCCAGUGGAGGAUCUUCAGGACACUGAAAGACCCCAAAAGAGGGUUCGAACUAUGUUUAACUUGGAGCAGCUGGAAGAGUUGGAGAAAGUGUUUGCAAAACAGCACAAUCUGGUAGGGAAGCAUAGAUCCCAGCUGGCAGCCCGGCUCAACCUUACAGAGAACCAGGUGAGGGUCUGGUUCCAAAACCGCAGGGUUAAGUAUCAGAAGCAGCAAAGGCUGAAACCGCCAGCCACGUCUGCCAUGGCUGCCUCCCUGGAUGAGCCCUCCAGCAGCUCUGACACUGGCAUCCAGCGAGAAGACACCGAGUCAGGUGUAGACAGCUGA